Molecule: messenger RNA, 2597 nt
Organism: Protobothrops mucrosquamatus (brown spotted pit viper)
Lineage: Eukaryota; Metazoa; Chordata; Lepidosauria; Squamata; Viperidae
Gene: SUFU
Product: SUFU negative regulator of hedgehog signaling
Exons: 12
Coding region: 98-1522 (474 amino acids)
Cellular component (GO): cytoplasm; nucleus
Molecular function (GO): transcription factor binding
Source: RefSeq, a predicted model, not a curated record
GAGUUUGGAGCGAGCUGUGAUUUGUCUGCGGGGGUCUGGAUUGUCCCCCACCCGCCUCGAGCUACAUUGCUUCCCUCCGUUCUUUACGGGUUCCCUUAUGGAGACCGUCGCCCCUGUUCCUCCCGGCCCCGGGUCGGGACCGUUUCCCUCGCUUUUCCCCCCGGGGCUACACGGCAUCUACGGCGAGUGCCGGCAACUGUAUCCAGAGCAGCCCAACCCCCUGCAGGUCACGGCGAUUCUCAAAUACUGGUUAGGUGGACCGGAUCCUCUGGACUAUGUUAGUAUGUACAGGAAUUUGGGAAGUCCAACUCAAAAUGUUCCUGAGCACUGGCAUUAUGUAAGCUUUGGACUAAGUGACUUGUAUGGUGAUAACAGAGUGCAUGAGUUUACUGGACCAGAUGGACCAAGUGGUUUUGGAUUUGAGCUGACAUUUCGCCUUAAGCGUGAAACUGGGGAAUCUGCACCACCCACCUGGCCAGCAGAGUUAAUGCAAGGCUUAGCCAGAUAUGUCUUUCAAUCAGAAAACACAUUCUGUAGUGGUGACCAUGUAUCAUGGCAUAGUCCAUUGGACAACAGUGAGUCUAGAAUCCAACAUAUGCUCCUGACUGAAGAUCCACAAAUGCAGCCAGUUCAGACACCAUUUGGAAUUGUAACAUUUCUCCAAAUUGUUGGAGUAUGUACAGAAGAGCUUCAUGCAGCACAGCAGUGGAAUGGGCAGGGUAUUCUAGAAUUGCUUCGGACUGUUCCUGUAGCAGGAGGUCCAUGGUUAAUCACAGAUAUGCGACGUGGGGAAACAAUAUUCGAAAUAGAUCCACAUCUGCAAGACCGAGUUGAUAAAGGGAUUGAAACAGAUGGCUCAAAUCUAAGCGGUGUCAGUGCAAAAUGUGCCUGGGAUGACCUUAGCCGGCCACCAGAGGACGAUGAAGACAGCAGAAGUAUCUGCAUUGGUACACAUCCUCGACGAUUGUCUGGAAAAGACACAGAGCAAAUUCGAGAAACUCUACGAAGGGGACUAGAGAUUAACAGCAAGCCAAUUUUGCCACCAAUUAAUACUCAGAGGCAGAAUGGAUUGAACAGUGAGAGAGCACCGAGUCGUAAGGACAGUUUAGAAAGUGACAGCUCAGCAGCAAUUAUUCCUCAUGAACUGAUUCGCACAAGACAGCUUGAGAGUGUGCACCUAAAAUUCAACCAGGAAUCAGGAGCAUUAAUUCCACUUUGUUUAAGAGGCAGAUUAUUACAUGGUCGGCACUUUACAUACAAAAGUAUUACAGGAGAUACAGCAAUCACUUUUGUAUCUACAGGAGUUGAAGGGGCCUUUGCUACAGAGGAGCAUCCAUAUGCAGCACAUGGACCCUGGUUACAGAUCUUACUUACAGAAGAGUUUGUGGAAAGAAUGCUGGAAAACCUAGAGGAUCUGAGUUCUCCAGAAGAAUUCAAGCUUCCAAAGGAAUAUAGUUGGCCUGAAAAGAAACUAAAAGUCUCCAUCUUACCCGAUGCUGUAUUUGACAACCUACUCCAUUAAAGAAAGCUGACGCCCACAAGCAACAGCUUACUGUUUAUUGCCCAAGGACUAAUGGGAGAAUUGAGUAGAGUAAAAGUUGGUCCUGACAAUGUUGCUGCAUAACUACAGCAGAAGAGAGGUUACUCAACAACAGUUCAGCCAGAAAUGAGCAUGUCUGGUUCUCUCCUUUUUCAUCAUGGCUGAACUCUUGAGUAUCUGCAUAUGAAUGAGUACAAGAGUUAGACUGAAGAAGAUGUAUUCCAUUAUGAAUAGCCGCUGUAAUACAUCUUCUACUAUUUUAACUGGCUCUAGAACUGCCUGCUGCCUUAGUUCAGGGUUUAUAUUCCUCAUCCGCAUUUAUUGUACACAUUUUUCGUCUGUAAGCACAUAAUUAUUAUGUUUUCCAUAAUGCCAAACUUCUUUUGUUAGCCAGGCUCUCCUUAGCAGAAUUAUUCCUUUAAUCCAAGUUGCAAUUCCAAAAAGAAAGUGAGAUUCUCCACAUGUAUUGAAAGUAAAUAGAGUAAAAAUUACUCUAUUAUCUUGGCCCCAGGCAUUUCUUACGGUUUGGCUGCAGUGAAGUUAGGUGGGUGGGUUUGGUCUCUUAGCUUAGAUUAGUUGAGUGUAACUAAAUUUUAGAGCCCAAAUUUUGAGCCUUAUCAUAAAAUGAGCCUUUCAUUUGCUUUUCUGUAAAGAAUCAUUACUAAGAUAAUAUGCAAAAACAGGUUAAUGAUAAUAAUAUCAGCAACAACUUUCAAACUGAUCCUGUGAAUAUUAACAGAUUUAGAAAGAAACCUAGCUGUAUUCAGUUGGACUUAUUUCUAAAUAAAUGUAUGUUAAAUUAUAAGUUUUUAUGUAUUACUUUGAGAAUGUUUGGGGACAAUAAGCCCCCUCCAACCCAACCCUUUUCAGACACUUUAAUUGAUAAGAUAACCCUGAGUUAUUGGAUUAUAAAGCAUAUUAAAUAAUCACUCUUAUUUCUUUUAUUGAUGACCAAGCAAGAAAUAUGAGUGAUUAAUUUUAUAUGCUUUUCUCAUUGUAGUCACUGAGCUAUAAAAUGAGUUAAUGGCUUAUCUUAUUUGUAUUAGCACUGUUAGCA